Molecule: messenger RNA, 708 nt
Organism: Fraxinus pennsylvanica
Lineage: Eukaryota; Viridiplantae; Streptophyta; Magnoliopsida; Lamiales; Oleaceae
Source: the annotation of a GenBank genome assembly
AUGACUUCAUCGCUGCCUUCAAAUCCAGUUGUGAAUUCCGAGAGAUCAUCGGUUCGAAGAAAAAAGAAGAAAUUCCAAAGCCAAAUCCAUAGAGAUAAUUUGAAUAAUAAUCAGAAUCAAAAUUCUACAAUUGAAUGGAAAUCCGAAUCUCAGCAACAAAUUUACUCAUCAAAGCUGCUUCAAACGCUGAGCCAUGUCCGGCUCAACGGCUCACAAUCCCAAACCACCACUCCAAAGCGCGGCCGAGCUUUCCGUGAAGCCGCCGAUAGAGUACUCGCCACCACUGCCAAAGGCCGCUCCCGCUGGAGCCGGGCGAUUCUCACGAAUCGGCUCAAGCUCAAGUUUCUCAAGAAGAAUAACAUCACCAAACGGCAGAGAAAUGUGAUGGUGGUUACCACCGGGAACAGCCGGCCGCAGAAGAAAUCAAAAGUGAGCAUCUUCCGUUUGAAAUCGAAGAGUUUACCAGUUAUUAACAGGAAAGUGCGCAGUCUCGGUCGGUUGGUUCCCGGUUGCCGGAAAGAGCCUUUGCCGGUGAUUUUAGAGGAGGCUAUUGAUUAUAUACCAGCUCUUGAAAUGCAAGUCCGAGCCAUGAGCGCUUUGACAGAGCUGCUUUCUGUUUCUGGCGGCUCUUCUUCUUCUUCCAGCGCGGCUUCGGCUUUUGGUGGUCUGAUUAACCUGCCUAGCUCGAGCCGGUCUCACCCUGGCUAA